Molecule: messenger RNA, 1979 nt
Organism: Contarinia nasturtii (swede midge)
Lineage: Eukaryota; Metazoa; Arthropoda; Insecta; Diptera; Cecidomyiidae
Gene: bora
Product: protein aurora borealis
Exons: 4
Coding region: 268-1803 (511 amino acids)
Biological process (GO): activation of protein kinase activity; regulation of mitotic nuclear division; regulation of mitotic spindle organization
Cellular component (GO): nucleus; cytoplasm
Molecular function (GO): protein kinase binding
Source: RefSeq, a predicted model, not a curated record
UUUAAAUUUCAUCACUUCAUUUUUAUAUAUACAUUAUUAUUAUUUUUUUAAUUUUUAAGUUUCAUUAAGAAAAUCUUUGACGAUACUCAUAAACUUGAAAUAAGAAAGGGAAUUAGUGAUUAGAAUCAGUUUUUGGGAUAAACAUUUGAUAUUUUUUUGUCAGCAGUUUGUGUGAUUUUUUUUAUUUAAUUCUGUGUAUGCAUAAGAACGAAAAAUUCUAGAUAAUUUACUUGUCGGUGUGAAUUAUUCGAGAAUUUUAAAUGAAAUAUGAAUUCAAAUGUGGGGCGAAAUGCAAAUGACACAAGUAAAAAUCGCUGUACGAAUCAAACGACUAUCAAUAGUCACAGCACAUCUAAUAGUGUCACAACGGUGACAAAAGAGUUUCAAACACCAAAUUCAAUACGAAAAGCUCGCAAUGGAACAUUUCAUUCGUUUCCAAUUGUAAAUACACCGACCCCACCAUCAAGAUUUCGAAAAAUUGUCAAUCCAUUCGAAGCCGACAUUACGGAGCGAUUGCAUUUGCCAUUAAUCGAUAGCCCAUCACUGUUUCAUCGGCCGACAACACCCCAAAUGUGUUCAACACAACUUGAAUUCGAAUGGACCAUUGACGAAGUGUCAACACUAAAUCCGGCAAACGUUGAAGCACAUGAAACUCAGUUCAUGUCGGUUGUUGACCCCGAAUUGGAAGCCAAAGCACAAGCUGCUAUUAGUUCAUAUUUCAAAGAACAGAUCAUAGUUCCUAGUCCAGUUGAAUGUCCACUGCGUGAUCAAAAAAUCAUAAUAAGUAGAGAUAAUCAGCAACAGUCACGUGUGAUGCGUGACAAUUGUUGCCAGACUGAAUUAACAUUACCACCGAUAUUGCCAAAAAAUGUUGAAGAAGCACUUCGACCAUAUUUCACAUUCACACAAAAUCAACAAACACUGCCAAUCGUCCACUGUGAUAGUUCAUGUAAUACAACGAUGCAAUAUGCAACAAAUAUUGAUCACGAUGCACGCGACGCAUCAUUGCGUCGAAAACUAUUUCAAACCGCUACGAAUACCAGUAAUCAUAGCAACGAACCCGAAUUUGAACGAGAUGUACAUUUAGAUAGUCCAGCACCGCAAACACCUGAAAUGCAUCUCAGUAAUAUGCGUGCGCGUCGUCGGUUUUUGACGCCAUAUAAUAAUGUACAAGAUGAAAAUGAGCCGCCGCUAGAUGUGUCACUGAAUUCUAUGGGACGCGAAUCAUUUGGUUGUAUUUCGCCCAUAUCUAAGUCUACCACACCGCAAUCUCGACCAAAAAGUUUACCAUCAUCCCGAAAAAAAUGUGAAGCAUCCACAUUGUCGUUGUUUCGUAGCACACCCGAUCGCUCAUCAAUUGGAAGAUGGAAGUCUUUUGAUAUGUCAACCGAUAGCGCGGUUAACAAUGGCAAUUCAAGCAAACGUAAGUCAUUUUUUUUAAAUGAUGAACGAUCGUCCGAGUCGAAUGAAACAGCAAACUUUUCUUAUGAUGAAAUGCAAUUAUCGUAUGGAUCGCAGCAGCAUCCAAUCACACCGACUGUGAAUAGAAGUAAACGCCGAUGUAACUCUGUAAAUCGCAAGAAUUUAUCGCGUUCAUUCAAUCAAAUUGAAGAAAAUCAACAUUCAGCCAUAUCCCUAGAUCGAACUGACAGUGGAUUUAAUGAAAAUAUGAACGAUUGCACUGCAACACAGUCACACAGCCAAUUGAAAAUAGAAACAAAUUUUAACUUUCAUGAACUCGUUAUGAAGUGCAACAAACUCACUAAUGAUAAAAAUGAGGAUAUUUCCAUGGCCAGCAUUUAAAAUUUUAGUGGAUUGUAAAAUAUCAAAGUAAAAUGUUUUAGCAGACAAAAUGAUAUUGUAUUUCUUGUAUUUUACUGUAUAAUUAAUCGCAAUUGUGUCAUAUGUUGUUAUAUUUUGAAAUGAAUUGUAUUUGUAUCAACAAAUAAAUAUAAAAUUGAAAAGAAUAUAGUAAAAUA